Messenger RNA from Thermochaetoides thermophila DSM 1495, 1428 nucleotides. RefSeq names its product putative art-4 protein. Gene Ontology annotation, cellular component: preribosome, small subunit precursor. Gene Ontology annotation, molecular function: RNA endonuclease activity. Gene Ontology annotation, biological process: ribosomal small subunit biogenesis; maturation of SSU-rRNA. The transcript has 5 exons. Bases 1 to 1428 code for a protein of 475 amino acids. Lineage: Eukaryota; Fungi; Ascomycota; Sordariomycetes; Sordariales; Chaetomiaceae. The record is from RefSeq and is a predicted model, not a curated record.
AUGGAGCAAGACACGAGCUCUGCUGCCCUCCAGGCAGUUGAGCAUCAGGACCCCACCCCCACUGUUACGACAAACACAAGUGCGACAGCCAGCACCAGUGCUUUGGCGGUCUCUGUCGCAACUGGUGCUUCUACGCCAGCCUCCGAGAAGCCUAUCCACGCAUUGGUUAUUGAUGCCAAUGCUAUCAUCAAGAAUGACCCAUCGGUAUCGACCCUGCUUGCCCGGGCCGAUGAAUUGUAUACCAUCCCCGCUGUAGUGGCUGAGAUCCGUGAUGAGGCCACAAGACUUCGGUUCCAAACAACACUGGCCCCCUUUUUGAAGCUUAGAACCCCUCGUCCUGAAUCCGUCCAAUUCAUUAUCACCUUCGCCCGGAAGACGGGUGACUUGCAAGUCCUGUCACGGCCUGAUCUGCAGCUUCUUGCCCUGACCUACGAGUUGGAAAUUGAGAAGAAUGGAGGUGAUUGGCGGUUAAGAAAGGAUCCUACCCAGAGAAACCUGAAUGGGAAACCCCCCGGGAUUGAAGAGAAAGCAGAUUUGAGGCAAAAAGAGAGCACAGAAGGGUCAGAUAUUGCCAUACCCGAAGAAUAUUCAGUUGCUGUUACUGAGAAGAAGGAGGGGGAAGAGGAGAAGCAGCUAGAGCAAAAGACCUCUGCAUCAGACACAAAAGCGUCUCAGGCAAUGACCGAGCCGGUGACAGAGCAAUUAGAGGAGCUCAAGUUGGAUGAGUCCACUGCCGGUGAUAAUAAAUCAGAGGAGGAAAACCCAGAUGAUGAACCGGAAGAUGACAGUGAUGGAGAAUGGAUCACCCCGACCAAUAUCAGAAAAUAUCAAGCACGCGCAAAUGCUUUGACUGUCCCAGAGCCUGUUCAAGAGACAAUGAAGGUAGCCUUAAUCACUGCUGAUAUGGCAAUGCGCAAUGUCGCCUUGAGAAUCAACCUCAACCUGCUUGAUACCGGCUUUUCUCGCAUCACACAUCUAAAGACUUGGAUUUUGAGAUGCCACGGCUGCUACAAAGUGUGCAAGGACACAUCAAAACAGUUCUGCCCUUCAUGUGGGCAACCAACUUUGACAAGGGUGUCAUGCACCACAGAUGCGAUGGGCAACUUCACACUGCACUUAAAAAAGAACUGGCAGUGGAACAACAGAGGCAAUGUGUACAGCAUCCCAAAGCCAACACAUGGCUCAGCAAGCGGCAAAGGCACCCAUGUUAAGGGUGGAGGUAAGAAUGGCUGGGGGAGGGAGCUGAUCCUUGCAGAGGACCAGAAGGAAUACCAGAAGAAGCUUCAGGAACAGCGGCGGACAAAAUAUCAGGACCUCUUGGAUCCCGAUUAUCUUCCUGGGAUCCUGACAGGUGCUAGGAGUCAGAGCAGUGGUGGGAGGAUUAGAGUUGGAGCAGGUCGCAAUGUUAAUGCAAAGAAGAGGAGGUGA